GCUACCCGGUUGUCGUUUUGUUGGGCCGGGCGCACUUCGGUGUGAUCUCCAAGGGCAUGGAAGAUGCUCUACUUUGCAUUCUGGAUUGCAUCUCCAAGAUUGGCAUGGAGUUUUUCGUAGUCUUUAGCUGUUCUGCAGAGGGCGCUCAGUGCCACGCCAAAGACAAAUGA
Molecule: messenger RNA, 170 nt
Organism: Symbiodinium pilosum
Lineage: Eukaryota; Dinophyceae; Suessiales; Symbiodiniaceae
Source: the annotation of a GenBank genome assembly